AUGCGUGCAUUGGUGUGCAGGCCGGACCCAGAGGCGGGCCUCGGACGCACCCCUGGCCUCCUGACCACCAUCUGGCGCGGUGCGAAUCGGAAGCGGUCCGGCGCCCGCGCCGCCGACGCCGUGAGGUGCUCCGUUUUUGCCCGGCGCUAACGGUGACCGGCGGCGGCGCGGUGGGGGCCGAUUGUUGAACCCGGGGUGGUGCCGAGAGAUGCCCCGCUCGGCAGCCGCUGCACGGCCGCAUACCGUGACGGCCGCGUGCCGCCGUGACGCGACGUGACGGCGGCGGCGGCGGCGGGACGACGGCGCAGUGACGUGCAGGACGGACACGCCGUGAGACACCUCCCGACCGGUCGUGAGGACCGGCCGGACCGCCGACAGUAACCCGGGCGGCGGGCGACACAGAGCAGCGAUUCCAGUCUCAGACCAGCGCGGCGGCAGAAUAGAAGCCUGGCGGACCGGACAGAGGUCCUGGCGGACAGUGGCAGAGACGCAGUGACGGUGGCAGAGACGCAGUGACAGUGGCAGAGACGCAGUGACGGUGGCAGAGACGCAGUGACAGUGGCAGAGACGCAGUGACAGUGGCGGAGACGCAGUGACAGUGGCAGAGACGCAGUGACGGUGGUAGAGACGCAAUGACGGUGGCGGAGACGAACUGACAGUGGCGGAGACGCAGUGACGGUGGCAGAAGUGCACCAGGCGGCGGCACGACGGAAGGAGAAGACCCAGAGCAGCGACUCAGGCCGCUGCUCGGCGGGUUGAACCAGCGCGGCCGAACAGAGGCCCUGCAGAUCAGGCACAGGCCCGGUGUACCGGACACGGAGACCCGGUGACGGACACGGAGAAUUGUGCCGAAAACCGAGCACGGACCAAAGACAAAGCUUGUGGUGGAAGCCGGACACAGCCGCCGGCGACUCGGACCAGCGCCAUGACUGUCUCAGAUCACGGUUCGUAUUCGAUGAAGACAUCAUCGACGCACCGUCAAAAGGUGCUGUUCAUCGCCGGACUGAUCGCGCUCCAGGGCCUGCUGCUGGUGGUGUUCCGGUUCGAGCCUCGCCAGCCUGCACCGUGUCAGAGGUCGGACUGUCUGCGGCCCGUCCAUGAGCUGCGUCUGAAUGACAGUGCCGGCGCCCACCCACCACCCCCCGGGGAGCGGGCCGCUGGCUCUCCGCCAGACUGGACGCGGGCCAGACCCUCCACCUGGCCCGAACUGGUCACCACCCUCUUCGAUUACAUCGAGAAGCCGCACGCGCGUUGCGACAAGGCGGCGCGGAUCGGCGGCCAGCCCGACUACAAGAGCCGUAAGUUCGACGGCUACAAGUGGGUGUGUUUGGACCCGGCGCUGGGCCUCCUGCAGACCAACAGCUGCCUCAUCUACAGCUUCGGCGUCGACCACGACUGGUCGUUCGACGACAACGUGCAGCGGCUGCAGUGCGAGAUCCACGCCUUCGACCCGUCCAUCGGCCGGCCCGACCACCGGCGGUCGAAACGCAUCUCCUUCCACAACGUCGGCAUUGGCGGCAAGAACGAGGUCCGCUGGGUGCCGGUGAGCCCGCUGCGGCGCCGGCAGUGGGACGUGCGCACCUACGGCGACAUAGUACGCCACCUGGGCCACGAAAACCGCACAGUGCACUACCUCAAGAUCGACGUGGAGGGUAGCGAGUGGCCGAUGCUGGCGCAGAUGAUGACGCGCACGCCGCAGCUGCUGCUGAACGUCCGCCAGCUGGCGGUGGAGGUGCACAUGCAGUCCGGGGAGCGCGGACGGCCCAGCCUCGCCGCCUGGAAGGGCUACCUGGAGACCUUCCUCAGACUGGAGAGGAUGGGCUUCCGGCUGUUUAGCUCGGAGAUGAACCCCUAUCACAAGCCGAGCCGGCUGUUUGCGGACAAUGACCGGCAGGGAGCGCGGGUGUAUGAGAUGGUGUGGCUGCACCAGCCGUGGAAGUGAUGUAGGACCGCAGUUAUCACUAAAGUCAGACUCAGACGGCCGGAGGUGCGACUGCGACCUCAGAGCUGCAGUUAGGGUGUCAGUCAAUCUCCUUACGGAUGUGUCCCCAGCAUGUCGGUCUAGGUGUCAAUCUGUUCUCUGAGUUGUCUACUCAGGGCUCGGUCUCCGAUAUCGCAACAAACUGGCAUUGGGUACCGUGGACACUGCGUGACAGUGUCACAAGCGCCGCAAUUCCGCUGCACGGCACAACGGCAGAACCCGUGAUAUAGCAACAAUCACAAGAUCCGCACCGCACCGUGAACAAUCUGCAACGCACCUGCAACGUUCUGCACUAAAUCCGUUCGUUGAGCGACCCAGUACCGACCAGAUGCUUGUCUAAAUGGUCAUACUUUGCAGUGAGAUCACUUUGAAAAUAUUUAUAUAUUCUGACCCUGCCCCUGAAAACACUGGCAUCGCACCCGACCCUCCCCCUCUUCCCCUUCUACUUCCUAAAGCAAUAACUAUAUUGAUCUUGAGCACCCCUCCCCCUAACAUUUGAUGUCGGUCAACACAACCAGCCAUUGGCGACCGCCUUCCCGCCUCGCCUCCGGCCCCGCCCUGCUCAUCGACUGGUCAUGACCUACCCCCCCCCCCACCCCCCACCCCCACACACACAAAUAAAACGCAACGCCCGAUCGGAUCCGCCCUCGACAAGAAGACCAUUGGCAUUGGCCACAACAACAUUGACAUGCCUCCACUUCACGAUGCUGUAAUUUGUUAGGUAUUAUUGAUUGCUUACUAUUGUGUUAUUUAUUGAUAACUGGAAUAGGUAGGUAGUGAAGACUGAGGCACUCGACUUGUUUUUUUGUGAAUAAACGUCAUCUCUUCACG
Messenger RNA from Amphibalanus amphitrite, 2812 nucleotides. RefSeq names its product methyltransferase-like protein 24. The coding region runs from base 926 to 1942 and encodes 338 amino acids. The record is from RefSeq and is a predicted model, not a curated record. NCBI's taxonomy places the organism in Eukaryota, Metazoa, Arthropoda, Thecostraca, Balanomorpha, Balanidae. The transcript is spliced from 3 exons.